AUGAGCAACACAAAAGACGACGGGCAAUUCAAGACAUGGAAGCCACUGGCGCCGACCCUGCGUCAGCGCCGUAUGACGUCCCGCAAAGACCUGCAUAAGGGCGGGCCCGUGCGCGAGCUAACCGUGGCCAAGCGCCGCACCGGUGGACGCAACAACACCGGCCGCAUCACCUGUCGCCACCGCGGUGGCGGAGCCAAGCGGCGUAUCCGGCUGGUUGAUUUCAAGCGCACGGUGCCUGGUCCGCAGCAGGUUAUCCGGCUGGAGUACGAUCCGGGACGGACCGCGCAUAUUGCGCUGAUCCGGCAUAUGGAGAGCGGCGAGAUGUCGUAUAUUCUGGCGCCGGCGGGGCUGAAGCCAGGGUCAGUUGUGCAGUCGUAUAUGCGGGUGAGCCUGGAUGCGCAGGCGGACAUUGCGUCCAAGGUCAAUGUCGAGGUCGGCAACUGUCUGCCGCUGAAGCUGAUCCCGAUCGGAACCACCAUCCACAAUAUUGGGCUGAACCCGCAGGGCCGUGGGCAGCUGGCAAGAUCCGCUGGGGCCUCCGCCCAGCUCCUGUUCACUGCGCCGACGGGCCUGGCACAGAUCAAGCUCAUGAGCGGAGAAAUCCGCCGCGUGCCUGUUGAUGCCUGUGCGACCAUUGGCCAGGUCAGCAACCCUAACCAUAAGCAUGAGAAGCUUGGAGGCGCUGGCGCAAGGAGGCGCCGCGGGUGGAGACCAACUGUACGCGGUAAUGCGAUGAACACCCAUGACCACCCGCACGGUGGUGGAAGAGGAAAAUCCAAGGGUAACAAGCACCCAAGGAGCCCAUGGGGCAAGCUGGCUAAGGGCGGAAAGACCCGCCAUUCGAAGAACCCGAUGCUUGUACGUGGCCGCCCACGCCGCUAA
Molecule: messenger RNA, 882 nt
Organism: Kickxella alabastrina
Lineage: Eukaryota; Fungi; Kickxellomycota; Kickxellomycetes; Kickxellales; Kickxellaceae
Product: translation protein SH3-like domain-containing protein
Exons: 2
Coding region: 1-882 (293 amino acids)
Biological process (GO): cytoplasmic translation
Cellular component (GO): large ribosomal subunit; ribosome
Molecular function (GO): structural constituent of ribosome; RNA binding; transferase activity
Source: RefSeq, a predicted model, not a curated record